Molecule: messenger RNA, 201 nt
Organism: Penicillium cataractarum
Lineage: Eukaryota; Fungi; Ascomycota; Eurotiomycetes; Eurotiales; Aspergillaceae
Exons: 2
Coding region: 1-201 (66 amino acids)
Source: RefSeq, a predicted model, not a curated record
AUGUCGUUUAUGAUCAAUUGCAAACGUAUUGUCGGUGCCAUCGAGGGAUCUUCUAACCCAGCCAAGGGUGGUUACAAAGAGGGCAAAUUCCCGGUCGACAAGUUGGCCAAGGUUUAUGAUGCAGACCGUCUAGUACAAGCAUUGAAAGUUCUCCACUCAGGAAAGGUCAUCAAGCCGGUGCUGAAAUGGGCGGACCUUUAG